AAAAGCAAAGGGCUUGCUUAGAUUGUAGCCAAAAUAAACCUUACCAAGUUUUGGUAAUACCGAAAUUUUGACAGAUAGAAAUAUUUAGUGACAUUUUUUUUAACUUGGAAAAAAAAUUGGUAUGGUUGAAAAUUGCAUCGAAGUGAACAUGCCCAAAAUUGCACACUCCACACUGCCGAGCAAAAUCGCUAAACCCAGCCUCGCCGUCGCCGGCGACAUGCUCCGCCUCUCAUGCUGCCGGCCGACGGCCGGCGGCGGCCUCGCCGGCGCCAUGCUCCACCUCCUCCCGCUGCUCCGCGCCCGCGCCGCCACCCAUCUCCCCACCUCCUCUCUGGACCUCAGCCGCCGCCGCCGCCUCCUCCUCUCCACCGCCGCCAGAUCCGCCGCCGCGACCCCCUUCUCUGUCGAGGAGUACCUCGUCGACACCUGCGGCCUCACCGGCGCCCAGGCGCUCAAAGCAUCCAAGAAGCUCUCCCACCUCAGGUCGCCCGCCAAGCCCGACGCCGUGCUCGCCGUCCUCUCCGGCGUCGGCCUCUCCCGCGCCGACCUCGCCGCCGUCGUCGCCUCCGACCCGCAGCUGCUCUGCGCCAGGGCCGACAACAUCGCCCGCCGCAUCGCCUCCCUGCGCGACCGCGUGGGCUUGUCGGACCCCCAGAUCGGCAGCUUCCUCCUCGCGGGCGGCGCCAAGGGCAUCCACGCGUGUGACGUCGCCUCGAGGCUGGAGUUCUGGAUCCCCUUCUUGGGAUCCUUCGAGACGCUCCUCAGGAUCUUGAAGGGGAACAACGUGCUGGUGCUCUCUGACCUUGAGAAGGUGAUCAAGCCCAACAUCGCGCUGCUCCAGGAGUGCGGGCUAACUGUUUGUGAUAUUGCCAAGAUGGCCAGGUUUGCUCCACGGAUGUUCACGUCCAAUCCAAAGCAGGUGGAAGGGUUUGUGCGGCGUGCCGAUGAGCUUGGCGUGCCACGCACCUCAGGCCAAUUCAAGUACAUGGUGGGUAUUUUUGCUAACAUCAGCGAAGGCAGUGCCACCGCGAGGAUGGAGUACUUGAGUCGCAGUCUUGGUUGCUCCAUGGACAAGCUCCGCUCUGCGGUCCAAAAGUUACCACAAAUUCUAGGAUUAUCUGAGACAAAUCUUGGCAGCAAGAUAGAGUUCUUGGUCGGCAAGGUCAGAUUGGAGCCUGAAUACCUUUUGAAGACGCCAAAGCUGUUCACGUACAGCUUGGAGAAGCGGUUGGUGGCGAGGCAUUAUAUUGUGCAAGUCCUUGCUGCGAAGGGAUUGAAGGGAUUGAAAAAAGAUGUUCCCUUUUGCUCAUAUGUACAGCUAGGCGAAAGUUGUUUUGUAAAAAACUUCAUUGAUCAGCACGAGAACGUUGUCCCUGGUCUUUCUGAUGCCUAUGCUGCACUUCGUGCUGGGAAAGUGCCUCCAGAGGUCCAACACUGACAUCUUCGGACAGAGUUAUUGGAAUUCAUUCUGGCAGAAUGCCUUCUGGAGUCCAACUAUAACAUCUUUGGAGGUUAAUUAUCUUUCAAGCCCAUACCUCAUGUUGUGAGGAUCACUAAUUGGUGUGAUGGUUUUCAUGCAUGGUCAUGCCUUUUUCAUAUUUUGAUUUCAGUUGUAAUAUGAGUUGUUGCUAACUUGCUAUUUAUGCAGCAACUUGAUAGUUUAAAUCUUGAUGCUCUAGUGCCCUUACAGCCUUACUGCUGAUGCAAUGACUUGUUUCUUGAACCACUAUUCUCCUGUUCAGGUACUUUGAGCAAAAAGGGUUUUGGCAGUACUACCUGCAUCAUUUUUCCCUUUGGUAUUAUCUAAUUUUGAUUUUAUUUCAACCUUCAAUUGUUAUUUCAAUAGCUUGUUGGGUAUAUUAAAAAAAUAUCCCCAUGGCACCACACUGCUUAGCAUGCUAGCAGAUCAAUGUUUUCCAUGCCCAGUUCAAUCAUUCUUCUCUGGUGAAAUACGGGGCAUGGAUCUCUAGUAAUUAUAAACAAGACAUAUCAUGUAAGAGAGAUAAACUAAAUAUGAUCAGGUUGAUUUUUUCAAAUGCCAUUUGAUAGGCUCAUCGCUGAAAAUCAGUUAUGUAUGUCACAUAAUCUGUAAUUAUACUUUCACUGCGCAUUAAGAAUUCAGUUAUCUACUUGGAUGACAGUAUGUUAAUUUUGGUGUUUCUAAAGCUAAAUAAUACUAGAAUGAAGUAAAAGAACACAUUGGAUGGCUAACACAAUUACACCUAAGCAAUUGGAAGUACAAAUGAACGAAUUGAUCAGGAAGAGGUGUUGAAAUUGGAACGUGCUGGCAUUGGCUUUGUGGAGAUGCGCUAGAGAAACUAGUCGAAAUUCGAAAAGCAUGGUCUUAUCGUUGAUUUGAUACAUCAAGUUGAUUGUAUGAAGAGUGCCACUCAUAGACAGGCAUAUGGAUCAAGUGAUUGUUUGUUUGGCACCAUUAUCCAGGCACUGGAAAUGGCACUGUUCAUCAUUUAGCAAAUGUGCCUCGAUGCAACUCUUUCUCUGGUUCUGUUGUCCAGGUCAGUUUGUAUCCUUUCUGCUCUAUUUCUCAUUUAUUUCAAGACCACAUCACCAUGAUCAUGAUUGUGCUAAUGAUUUUGUAAGCACUUCUGCAAACAGCAUAAUCCUUACUUACAGAACAGCUAAAGAGUGUGCCUCAAGCUUAGCUGUCUCAUUUUGAGUUCAAAUGCAGCAUUAUUACAGUAUUCCUGCUUUAAUUGUGGAUAUUAUGAUCUUCACCCAGGGAAUUGCACAACCCAAGGUCAUAUGCAAAUGCUGCUAGGAUUGGAUCUUCACCAUGAUUUUUACUGUAAAGUUUUGGGACAAUAAACGGUACUCCCUCCGUUUCAUAUUGUAAGACUUUCUAGCAUUAUCCAUAUUCAUAUAGAUGUUAAUGAAUCUAGGCAUAUAUCUAUUUGAAUGUGGGCAAUGCUAGAAAGUCUUACAUUGUGAAACGGAGGAAGUAGGUUUUUAAUAUGAUUUGGAAAUAUUUUAUACUUUCACAUUGGUUAUAUAUUUUAUAAUAUAUGUUACGCAAAGUGCUCUGCUUGUAGUUUAGGACCUAUCAAAUGUUAGUGGUGUGCACGCGUAUGUGUCUUUAUUGCAAUCUAAAAUGUUAGACUUUUUAAAAUCAAAGGGCAAAGAUGGAGUUGUUGAGUAGCACUCUUGGUUGCUCCAUGGACGAGCUCCGCUAUGCCAUCUGCAAGUCUCCACAAGUUCUGGGAUUUUCUGAGACGAAACUCCGUGCCAAGAUAAGAGUUCUUGGUGACCAAGGUCGGAUUGGAGCCUGACUACAUUUUGCGAAGGCCUGUGCUCUGCUUGCGUUCAGCCUGGAGAAGCGGUUGGUGCCGAGGCAUUAUGUUGCAGAAGCCCUUGCUGUGAAGGGAUUGAUAAGAAAAGGUCUUGACUUCUACCAUUGUGUCUAUUAUCUCCCGGCCUAUAUAGCUAAUGCAACACUUCAUUUUCUGAGGUUAUCAGUUGAUGAGGUAACAUCUAUUUUCAAAUCUUGACAUCAACGGUAGAACUACAAACAAUCUGAUUGUUGAUAAUGCUAUGCUGGUUGAAGUCAUGGAUAUUUAUGCAGCAUCUCGAUUGUUUUAAGCUUGCUGGCCUAGUGCCCUUAAUUUAAUGCUCA
Molecule: messenger RNA, 3631 nt
Organism: Oryza sativa Japonica Group (Japanese rice)
Lineage: Eukaryota; Viridiplantae; Streptophyta; Magnoliopsida; Poales; Poaceae
Source: RefSeq, a predicted model, not a curated record